This is a messenger RNA of Fonsecaea multimorphosa CBS 102226, 2283 nucleotides long. RefSeq lists its product as uncharacterized. Lineage: Eukaryota; Fungi; Ascomycota; Eurotiomycetes; Chaetothyriales; Herpotrichiellaceae. Gene Ontology annotation, cellular component: chromatin. The coding region runs from base 1 to 2283 and encodes 760 amino acids. Gene Ontology annotation, molecular function: zinc ion binding; DNA-binding transcription factor activity, RNA polymerase II-specific; RNA polymerase II cis-regulatory region sequence-specific DNA binding. The record is from RefSeq and is a predicted model, not a curated record. The transcript has 2 exons. Gene Ontology annotation, biological process: DNA-templated transcription; regulation of transcription by RNA polymerase II.
AUGCCUGAUCCCGUUACGGUACCAGCUCCUAAACAUGGUCCGCGGGGCCGCCGGGGCGCCAAAAUCAGACAAUGUUCGACCUGCGGGCGGACAUUUGCCAAAACCGACCACCUAGAGAGGCAUGUCCGAUCUCACACCAAGGAGAAACCUUUCGUCUGCGCAAAGUGUGGUAGGAAAUAUGGUCGGCACGAUACACUGCUGCGGCAUCAGAAGGACCACUCAGCAGAAGAUAUCGCUCUAAUCAUCGCAGAAGACAAACGACGGACUAGUAAUCUAUUUGGACCAGAGGAUGACCAGAGUGCGUUUGCCGGCAACCCAAUACCGCUUGAUGGCUCUGCAAUCUUGCCAGAACAGCAUGACCCGAUACUCAUUUCCAACAUUAACUCGUCUCUGGACGUGCCGGCCGCGGACUAUCUCAAGAAUAAGAAGGACUAUCAAGAGGGUCAAAUGGCCAGGAACGCCGCCACUGACGUCUACUCAAAUGCCGUCCACUCCGACCAGCCAGGGAGCGGGUUUGACACUUCGAUCGACGUCUUCAACUUUGAUUUCGAGGCCCAGUUUCCUUCUUGGCUGGUAGACAGCGACCUGCACGGUGGGAUUUUGGACACUCCUCUGGUCGCUACCAUGGCAGAGUUGCGCCCUGCUUGGCCGGAAAGCCCGUACACUACGUUUGGUUGGAGCAAUUACAAACCCGUCUCCAAUACGAAGAGGCUCUGGUUUAUGGCCAACGAUGACGCGCAGGAUGAAGUGACGCGAUCGCGCCCUGCAACACCUCCUGGAUCCCGGGACGAAGUCGACGACACAUAUCGUCAGACGUUGACGCAAAGUCUCCAAAUCCGCCCGAUUCAGGAACAGACCCUUCCAUCGGCGGACUUUCUGAAUCUUUGUGUCAGGUCGUAUUUUUCACGAUUCCAUCCAGUAUUCCCAGUGGUGCAUGCACCCACGUUUCGUCCUUCCAAGGCCAACUCCAUGGUCUUGCUGUCAAUAUGCUCAGUUGGCAGCCUCUUCACGGGCAGCGUCCAUGCCAUUCGUCAGGGGGUACAUAUAUUCGAGAGAUUACACAAGGCCGUCCUUGCAAAUUGGGAUCGGCUUGUUGCCCAAGGUGUGGACCAACGAAUCUCUCUCAUACAGACGGCUAUAAUUGGACAAACCUUUGGUUUACUGUCUGGAGAGCCGAAACAUCUUGCAAUUGUCGACGCAUUCAACGGGACGCUAAUCUCUUGGGCACGACGCUGGUCGACCUUCAAAACCAAGAAGAUGGUGGGACUAGACCUCAACGUCAGUUCCGCCGAAUUGGACAAGAAGUGGAGGGAAUGGGCGAAGAACGAAGAACUUAUCCGAAUUGCGCUCAGUGUGCAUAUACACGACGCUGAACUUGCUGCCAUGUUCCAUCACGAACCAUUCCUCCGCCACAAUUCCCGGCAACUACCAGUUGCCGCAUCAAAUCAGACGUUCAUGGCUACUCGGCCUGAAGACUGGCGCCAAUCGUAUCUUAAUGACCCCAGCAAUUUCGAAACCCUCAAUUCUACUCCAGCUUCUAUCGAUGCUCACCUGGAUUUUGACCUUGCUGCAAUCCCCGGCAACAGCUAUUUCACAGCAUAUACAGUACUGGAGGGCAUAUGUGCAAACAUUGUCGAAAAUCGAAUCAAUGCUCGCUCAACUCCAUCAAGGACAGAAGAGAUAUUGGACAUCUUGACGUCGUUUUAUCGGAACUUCUUGCAAGAAUCGGCUGUUUGGGAAGCAGAUCACAUGGACAUGAGCAUUCUCUGGCAUUUGGCCUUUAUGAUCAUGUUCGCUGAUUUUGAUCUUCUAGAGAGAGCAAUUGGGCGAAAUGGGCCAGACUUGUCACCUGAGGAUCAACUUGCAGUUACAGCUUGGGCGAACUCAGACCAAGCCAAAAGAUGUGUGAUUCACGGACUGAUCGUGCAAAAGAAAUUGGAAAGUCUCCCACUUGGCUUUGAGCCGGCAAUCCAUGUACCCAGGGCGAUGUUCCGAGCGGGUAUCGCCUGGUUUUGCUAUACUCGGUUUGGAUCCCAAGCCGGUGGUCAGCGAACAGCCGGAGCCGCCGAGGCCCUGGAGUUUCCAGAAUUCAAAACCAUUGGCGUCAACCCUGCAAAAUUGCUUUUCCAAGCAAGUGGCUAUAAGCACGGAAAGCCUACCACAACCGAGACCAAUGCGGCCCUUAGUGGACUGACAGAUCUCUUAAGGCGGAUAGGGCAUUGGGAAAUUGCGAGAAGAUUUGCCGCCAUUCUUGGGGCUCUCUUACACAAUGAGGCCGACUAA